Sitodiplosis mosellana (orange wheat blossom midge) is the source of this 7501-nucleotide messenger RNA. RefSeq lists its product as uncharacterized. The record is from RefSeq and is a predicted model, not a curated record. Lineage: Eukaryota; Metazoa; Arthropoda; Insecta; Diptera; Cecidomyiidae. Gene Ontology annotation, molecular function: protein binding. The coding region runs from base 1764 to 6908 and encodes 1714 amino acids. The transcript is spliced from 16 exons.
AAUUGGCACGAAUACAUUUUUCAGAAUGAGAUGCCGAGAAAGAGACAGAGUGAGCGAGAAAGAGAGGGCGUUUGAGAUCUGAAUGUACAAAUUUUCAACGAAAAUAAAAUUUCAUCGGUUGUUUUAGUUCUCGACACGACCUUUAAGCAUUAUGUUAUAAGCGGUGGCAUCCGUGCCAUUACAACUCAAAUAUUGUGAAAAGUGAAAAAUACAAAGUGGUUGUUUAUAUUUUUUGCGAGCUUUGUUCGUCGAUCGAAUGAAUUCGUUAAAUUAGCCGACUUGGUUGAUGCUUUUAGGGAAAUGUUGCAAUUGAACUAUAAAUUGAACCAGUUUUCGUUUGAAUCUGUUGAAAUCAAGGAGAAAAUGGUGCUCGAUUAGCUAUUCUAUUCAAUAUCCAUACAUAUCUUGUUUACAAAGUUUCCUUAGUCCAAUACAUGAAUGACCCUUUUUGAACAGUGCUAUUAUUACGAUCAAAAAGUCGACCUCAUGUACAGAUGCGAAAGUGAUGAUACACACCGUUUAAUUGAAUCUCAAUACAAAUUCCAUCAUAAUCAAUUUUUCUUUCCGAAUAUUCGCGAAGCUCGAUUUCGGCAAAAACAAUUCACCUGUUUCGUGAAUUACCGUCAACCGCGAUCAUUACAAUUUCAACAAAUCAUUUAAUCCAAUGAAGCGGAAUGCCACACAGUAGGAGUAAAUGUUUGACGGUGGUCAUCAAAAGAUAUAUAUUAAAUAAUUAUAAUAUUCACUCUCGAAAAUUUGCAAAUUGUUGUUUGGCUCAAUAAUUUAUUUCUGAUGUUCGCCAAGAUGACAUCGGAAUACAGGGAAAUUCCAUAUUUACACAUAAAAAUGAGUUUGAAAAUUAAAACCAAAUUGUUGCACUUGUGUUCAAGUAGUUUCAAGUUAAACACUCUAUAAACAUUUCAGCUUUGUUUCAUAAUUCAUUCACUCAUUAACUAGAUUGGACUUUAUUAAAGUGAAGACAUACACAUUCAUCGCACCGAGCAUGGUGAUGCCAAUGAAAAAAGUCUGCAGUUGACAGUGCAAGACAAUUACAAUGGAAUAUUUCAUUUAUAAUUUAUGACACGAUCUACGCAAUCACCUACAUUAGGCAGCUUGUUUUGCGUUUUCCGAAAAUGUAGCCUUGAAAAUAUUUUGCCAUUCUAUAAAUAAUAUCCAACGAAACACAACAACAACAACAACAGAAAAUAUAUCCAUUUGUUUUGCUCGUCCAAAUGUUCUAAUGGCUUGAACUUGAUCGGUUCUCGGUGUGUUUUAAUGAUCAUUUUCUAUACAUGAGCAAAAAAAUUCAUUGCGCUACUCCCACAGCAUCUCUGUGUAAUAAUAGGAAUAAGGCAUAAACAACAACCGAGAAUUUCGAGAAGAAAAAACAAACUGUUGACAUUCUGUGUGUCGGCGCUAUAUAAAAAUAGUCCCUGGCAGUGGUCGAAAUAUGACCACGAUAUGAGUUUGUGUUAUUUUAUUAAAUUCCUUUCUCGAUGACUUCACUUCGAACUGAUUUUUUGGCGAAAAAUAUCAUUUGUUUCUGUCAACAAAAAUGUGCUUGAAUUCAUCCGUUGCGACGAUUUUCUUAUUUAAUUUUGUUUUUGUUUGAUAAUUUAUUUGUGAUUUAAUUUGACUUUUUGUGUGAAAUUUAGAUAAUUCAGAGAGGAGAUUGGGAUAAGUGAAAACACGUGAUGAAAAAUAGUGUGUCAUCAAAUGGGUAAAAUUGUGCGGAUUGGAUAACACAUUUUCAAAAUUGUGAGAUGGCCUCAUCCGUAGCAUCGAUUUCAUCGUCAAAUGUGCCCUUUGGCCAAGUUUUACGACAUCAAAGUGAAAACAAUAUCUUGAAAUUAAAGUUGAAAAAGCCGAAAUCAUGGAAUUGGGAAUUGAGUACGUCCAAAUCAUCGUUGAAUAUUGACUUUCCACGGAUUUUACUGUACGAUAGCAAUAAUAAGUUGUUGGCCGACGUGGACGAGGCCAAUUUUAUUGUGAACGGAAAGGAAAAUGAGCCACAUACACCGGUGCAUCUUUCAUUAUCAGAAAUUAGCCGAAAAAGUCACUUGCCGAAAUCCCGUUCGUUUAGUGUAUCCAAUUUGUCGUUAAAUUCCACCAGAAAUUCUAGCAUUGUCAUUCACUCCGAUCGUUCGAAUGAUAAGUACAGUUCGUUGAAAAGCGAUAGUUCAUUUAAAAGCGAAAGUAAAUGCACCCGCUCUCAUAGCAUAGCAUCACAAUGCACACUUCAAAACAGCGAAGCUGAUGAAUCGAUAAAAAAUGGAAUUGAAGUGCCAUCAAAAGAGACAGAAAAGUUGUCCGAAGUGCCAAUCUAUAUUUACAGUGCCAAAGGGUUGAUAAAACGUGAUUUCAAUGCGAAGGAAUUCGAUGCGAUUCGAAAUCGGCAAAAUUCAUUGGAUAGUGGUAAAAGUGUUGAUCCACUCAAUCCACAGGAAAAUAAACCCUUGGUAGCAAAAGAUGAUAUGUUCAUGAUCCUUGAAGGGAAGAAGCAAGAUACGCAACCGACAACUAAGUUAGGUACAAAUCCACUUACAAAAUGCACGAGCAUGGCUGAAAUGUUGGCGAAUGGGAAAACACGAAGAAAAUCUCGACAGAAAAUUCGGCGAACAAAAAGUGCGAAUUUGUCAUUGUCGACAAAGUGUCAGACUAAGAAUGUGACACGAAAACCAUCACCACCAUCACCACCAUCAUCAUCGUCGUCUCCGUGUGGUGAGCACACUGCGAAACAAACGUGCCGAAAGCCAGUUUAUCACAUUCAGAAGAGCGCUGCCGGUACAAUUAUUGUGCCCGAAGAGAAGACGUCCCACCGAAGGCGUCGUCGGAGGCAUCGAUCGAAAAGCUCAGACAAAUUGGACAGAGACGAUUCGACAAAUCGCUCGAGCAAAGGAAGCGCCAGAAGCGGUCGCCAUUUAAAGCCAGUGUGUGACAUCACUGAUGAAUUCCCAAGCCGCCAUAAAACCAUAACCAAAACAGACAGUUUUAUGUCAAACGUAAUCUUAUCACACGAACUGAAUACAGAUGGAAAAAAUGUCGAUGAAUGCAUCAACGAAAUAAAUGAAAUUACGGAAUCCGUUGACAGUGAAAAUGGUAGAACCUAUAAAAAUUACAAUGAGCAUCUAGUUUCAAUUAAAACUGAAAAUAAUCAACCUAAUGUGAAAAAUGGUCGUGCAUCUUCAGCAAAUUCAAACAAUAAUGUCAAUAACGGUAACGAUGGUAAACAAAAGAAAGCUCAACUCAAUAGGAAAGUGUCCUUUGUUCAAUUUAAUUGUGAAAAGAGCGACGCAGACUGCAAUCGCAACGAAUGCAACAACGACAUAGGCAACAACACCAACAUCAUCCACAAUGAUUGGAUCGAUGUGCAGCUAUGCGAUGACUCGCAUCCAAAUGGAAAGUGCAUUAAUACAAGAGCGAUGAAUGGUGUUCGGAAAAAAGUGUUUCAUGGUAAAAUUAAAAAAAGUGCGAGUGUUGCGAGUUUUUGUAAUAACUAUUCCACAAGCGAUAGCGAUGACAACUGCGAUGAUACUCAUGCAAUGCCACGGGUGCGACAUAAAAAACGCCGCUUUUCUCAACGUCCCAAAUCGAGUUUCAAUUUAUAUCAACACCGUGGUGAUGAUCCAGCUGUGUCGCAUGUACAGAGAAAUUUGGACAAUGUCAUCAGUAAUUCAUCAGAUAAGGGGAGUUUGAUAAAAUUUGAGGAAAACUUAGCAACGUUUCAAAAUCAAUGGGCAUUUGAUAAAUGUGAACGGAAUAGAAGUGCUAUCUUAGAUGAAUUAUAUGAGAAUGGUCGCGAAAAAACGUACGAUUCGAGCCAGUGUGACGCUUCAACAACCUCAUUAACUGUAACACCGAUCAUAAAUAACGAUAACAAUUUUUAUGACAAUGUAACAGCGACAAAAAACACCAACAAAAACAGUCACUUAAAUUACCGCUAUCAAAAAGUCUACCAAGAUGGAACCGAUAAAACUGGCUAUUUCACAAACACAUUCUUCAUUAAUACCAUUAAGGAAAAUGAACAGUGCAGUGGCAACUACAGCAACAACAACAGUAACAGCAGCAACAAAAACAUCGAACUGAAAGAAAAAUUAAAAUAUAAGCAAAACCAACAGCGGCACGUUAAUAAUAUGGGAUCAAAUGUGUCACGGAACACAGCGAAAGGAUUAUCGGGUCGCCGAGCACAGUCUUCAGGCGACUUAACUAAUGGAAAUGUAAAUAAAUCAAACAAUGAGCGUGAGCAUCAAAUCGCAAUCGAGGCCCAAGCAAAUGAUCCAAAUUUAAUGAACGAUAAAGACCAAGUCGAUACACUAUGUCCAACGCCCGAUAUUUCACAACUGAUGAAUGUCAAGAGAUCUGAACGUAACAAAUUCUUUGGAAGCCUUCCCAAUCACUUAGAUUCCGAUGAAACAUAUCGAGAAAAUAUUUAUAACAAAAGCAAUACGCAGGAGACACAGAAACGUCCAUUUGAAAAGAACAAACUGGAAUGUGACAGCAUUCAAUAUCCUUCAUCAUCGCCAAGAGUAUGCGGUCAAACGAGCCACCAUCAAAACGCAAAAUCUUCCACUAGCAACGGAAUCGAAACCACAAUGCAUUUGAAACUUGCCAUAAAUCGAUCGAAUGUCGAUGUGGGCUACGAUCAGGGCUAUGGUUCGGAGCGUUCACCCGAAGAGGAGCUUCCACCGAUUUUAUCGAUUCCAUAUCAGUCAAUCGAUGCACAAGCACGUCCACAUUACCAUCAAAAACCACAAUGGAACAAUGGUACAAUCAGUGAAAGCGAUUUCAGUUUUAUUACCAAAGACUGUUGUUUCACGGUGCAAGUGAUGAAGAAUGAGCGUGGUUUGGGCAUUUCGGUUUACGGAGGCGUCGACUCAGCUCCCAAUGUGGCAUUCCGUGGACUGAUUCGCAUCAAGCGUUUGUUUCCGAAUCAGGCAGCCUGGAGCACAGGAAUGCUGCAGCCCGGUGAUAUUCUGCUCGAGGCGAAUAACACUUCAUUAACCGGAUUAACGAAUCAUGAAGCCCUUGAAGUGUUACGAACUGCACCAAAUUUGGUUAUUUUGUCAGUGUGUCGUCCGCAUGAUGAACAAUUUCGAAAGCUAUCUCCACCGGCAGAUCCGCCACGACCUCCGCAAAGGUCACUGCAUACCACAACCACAUUCGAACCGCAAUCUCCUACUAUACAAACCGCUUUUAUUGGCGAGUUCGAAAUCACUAUGGUUAAACAGCAAGGUUCACUUGGUUUUACACUACGAAAAGAGGAUGAAUCCGUGCUUGGUCACUAUGUGCGAGCGUUGAUACGUGAUCCGGCUGCAAGUGAUGGUCGAAUUAAGCCUGGUGAUAAAAUUGUAGCUGUCAACGAUGUUCCGUUAUGUCCAAUGACUCAUGAAGAGGCUGUGAUAUUUUUAAGACAGGCAAACGACCGAGUCAAACUGCGGUUGUAUCGUGACAAUUCACAGACACCCAUUGCAUCAAUAUCGCCAUCAACGUCAGAACAAUACAUUUCAAAUGCUGGAAAGCCAAAGGCGAGCUUACGGCCAGAGGCAAUGAAUUUACUAAUUGACUUGGCGCAUAAAAAUCGGAAGCAAAGCUGUGACUCGUACUCAACUGGAUCGUCAGUUCAGUCGAGCUCUGCAUCACCAACAACUUGGCGCUUACGGCGCAACAACAACAACAACAACAUUAACAAAGUCAAUUCGAACGAUAACAACGCCGAAUCAUAUAGUGAGAAUGAAAAGUCUGCUUCGAAGAGUUUCGAUUAUCAAAACCAAACAUACACUGUAACAAUGCAAUCUUCAUCAGUUUGUUCGGACUCGGAAACAUCAACCAUAUCUCAGGGCUCGUUUAUUAAUAAGGCAUUGAAACAAGCGCCACAGUGUGACAAUAGAGUUAUGAACGGUACCUUCACAGUGGAUCAAUUCAAACAGCCGCCACCGCAGCAGCUGCCGUUGCAGCAAAGACCAUGCGGAGAAGAUUCAGAGUAUUAUAACGAGGAAGAGUUGUGGCGUUUGAUGGAUGUGGACGAGUACGGUACAGCAGAGCAUCCGGAUAGACCUAGCCAUUUGGAUAUAGGUGGAAGUAGUGGCUGUACUCCAGUCGUGUCUCGUAAACCCAUGUUCCAGUUUUCUGCCAAUGGCUAUGAGCUGAAUAAUUUGGAUAAUGAGGCUCUCGAUGCACCUGUGUACAAUUCAAUGUGUAACAAUCCAAAUCUAAACAACCAACCGUACCAAGAUGGGAUCAAUAAUGACUUUACUAGUUUACCUUGUGAAACGUUUUUGAUGUCAUCGCGUGUUAACAGCAAUUGUGCUACCGAUGAUGAUGAUCAAUUUGCAUAUAAAAACCCAAUGUACCAAUCAGCUCACGUCCAAGUCAAGUCAAAACCAAUUGUUAAUGAUGAAGAUAUUUAUCAUGUCGAACACUCCGAAGAAGGUUCGAAAAAUUUAUUAAAAUGGAAAGGUGUUAUGUUCGGAAUAGAUGAAGGUGACAAAACAAUGGCCGCUGUUAAUGUACAAACGCCGGAGACGACGACUUCGUCCGAACCGGAUUCCAGUUGCGCUACAAUGAUUGAAAUUAACCCAAUUGCGGCUGAUAAUGCCAAAGACAUUAAUCCAUUGAAUCGAAUUACAUUCGAUGACACAACUCAUGAGAUAAUAACGGUUGAGUUGAGUCGCGGUUGGAAUAGCCGUCUAGGUUUCAGUCUCCGAAAUGAACCAAACUCAAUGCAAACCACAAUUAGUGCAAUUUAUAAUGAUAGUGUAGCAGCUAAGGAUGGCCGAUUGAGAGUAGGCGACCAAAUUCUGAUGGUAAACGAUGAGUCGGUGGAGGGAAUGACUACUGGCGAUAUUAUAGAUUUAUUACGGAUAAUUCGAGGAUCGAUUGUAUUGGUAGUGAAACGGCCACGCUAUUGAAUUGAGAGUUCCAUUGAAACAAAACAAAAACAAAAACAAAAUCAAAAUCAAAUGCAAAUUUCAUAUUUUAUUCCACAAACAUAAGUAUGACCCAUAUGAGUGCGUAAAGAGUAAAUAAAUCAAGUAAUCUCAGCCAUUCAAAGGGGUUGAGGGGUUGGCUAUGUAACCGCACUCAUUGAGCGUCAUCAAUUCUUAUAUGUAACAUUCUAACUUAACUUUCAAUCGCGCAUAAAUGAAAUGUGCAACAAACUAAAUACAAAGUCACAUACACAAAAUUUACGCGCAUUUAACACUCAAACACACAUACAACACUCGCUAGUUUUUGCCAAUAAAAAUUCAACUAAGAAUAGACAAUUGCACCACCUACAAAUGACGUUUAUAACAAUCAUCUUUGAUAAUGUAAUCUCGUUCGGUGGAGAAAGAAAAGAGAACAAGAAAAUCACAAAUCAUUCGCUUUAAAAUAUUCAUUUUGUUUAUUAUGGUAUGUGACGUGUAUACAUUGCUGAUAUUGUGAUACCAGUCUAUAAGAAAACCAGCAAAACCAUGUAAUUAUGAUGUGUCGAGAACGAGAAUUACAUUACAUAUUAACAGUC